AUGCUAAACGAUCGCGGGCAAAUCACUAUAAUGCCAGAUCACGGAUGUGUGAUUGUUCCAUGCAUGACAAACCAUUAUAUAAAAUGUCUCAGUGUUGCAGGUAACGUCGUGGUAUCUCUAGAUCAGGAGCCAAAUGAGUAUGGCGAUGGCCCAGACUUAUAUGGUAAUUUCUAUGCUGCAAACGGGCCAGCGGAGUUUGCAUCUAGGGGAGAAUACGUCACAUUACAGAGACCUUAUUUCUGCCGACCAUUUUCCUUAGGCACAUCAAUGACAUCUACGGAGCUUAAUUCACCCCAGACAACAUCAGCAGCCAGGACAAUGAAUCCUAUGGUGAGCGUACAGCCGCUGAUACAUGUGAAGUUACUGGGUAUACUAAACAAGCUAAACGUAUAG
Messenger RNA from Saccharomyces kudriavzevii IFO 1802, 393 nucleotides. RefSeq lists its product as uncharacterized. The transcript has a single exon. The coding region runs from base 1 to 393 and encodes 130 amino acids. NCBI's taxonomy places the organism in Eukaryota, Fungi, Ascomycota, Saccharomycetes, Saccharomycetales, Saccharomycetaceae. The record is from RefSeq and is a predicted model, not a curated record.